Messenger RNA from Danaus chrysippus (African queen), 1056 nucleotides. The record is from the annotation of a GenBank genome assembly. Lineage: Eukaryota; Metazoa; Arthropoda; Insecta; Lepidoptera; Nymphalidae.
AUGUGUUUGGAAAUGAAUUUACAGACCCUAUUUCAAGAUUUUAAUCCGAGCAAAUUCGUCGUUCACACUUGUUUACUGAUAUUCACCGCUCUUUUGGCCUUAAAGUUAGAUAACACUAUAUCAUGGUCCUACUGGGCAGUAUUUACACCAAUAUGGAUAUGGAAAUUCCUUGUUGUACUUGGUGCUACAGUAGGCACAUAUGUGUGGUGGCAGUACCCUCAUUUCAGAUUGGAAGGUGAGGCAUAUAUACACUACAAGGCCAUGUUAAUAAGUCUCGCAAUACAUUUGAUAUUGCUCAUGUUUGAACUUCUCGUGUGCGACCAGUUGACAACUAACAGACAUGUUUGGAUAUUGGUGUUUAUACCGCUCAUAUUCAUCAGCAUAGUAUCAAUAGCUAUAUGUAUAUGGUGUGUUAAACACGAUAGGAGUUAUGAGUUGGAGUUGUUCUGUGCUGUUAAUAUACUUCAAUUUAUAUUCUUGGCGUUAAGAUUAGAUCAUUUCAUCAACUGGUCGUGGGAGGUUGUGUUUGUGCCUAUGUGGAUAUUAAUGUGUCUCAGCCUAGUAGGUGAGUGGGUUCUAUACAGUAUAAUGUUUGCCGGUAUACUACUAAGAACACCUGAAGUAAAUGUUCAACAAAGAAGGACAAGUUUCAAUUCAGCACUCGCAUACACUUUCACAGUUAUACCGAUAUUGGUGUUUCAGGUGCUGUUGACAAAUAAACUAGAUGAAUGGUUGUCUUUAUCAUAUAUUGUAGUUGUUAGCCCACUGUUUGUUACAUUUGCUACACUUAUUAUAAUGUCGUUUAGCUCCAAAGGAGGAAAUAAAUGGUGGUUCGGUAUACGUAAGGAUUUCUGUCAAUUCUUACUAUCAGUGUUCCCGUUGUUGCAAGAAUAUGCUAACAUAGCUUACAACAAUAACGUGAACAGACAGACAAACGAACAGACCUCGGAAUAUAGAGACGAUGAUAGUAUUAAAGACAAGAAACACAAAAACCACAAGAAAAACGAAGCUUUGAAACCAAUUGUGCCUAUCACAAGUAUAGAUGUGCCGGAUUGA